AGGAGGCUAAGGCAGGAUGCUGGGCACGUCAUGGCCGUAGCCCCAGAAUAUCCUUUUUCCUGGAAGUCGUCUGUUUUGACUGCACUUCUUCAUGCCUCUUCUACCUUGCAUCAUGUCCCAGAGUAGCGGUCAGGUCCUGUGUUUCGACUUAAUCUCUUUAGUCUUGAUUGACUUGGAACCGCGUGGAUGAAAUCCAAUUGCAUUUGUGCAGCAACGUUCAGCGUGUUCCACCUGAGUACCGACCAACUUGUGCUGCAAACUGAAAGACACUUUUUCCCUUUGGGUUUCAAAGAUGUAUGCACAUUUUUUCAGUUUCUGAAAGAGGUGGAUGUUAACAUGGAUACUGUAAGCACUAAAGUUGAUAGCACUGUAUCGAGGCUGAAAAAGAAAUAUGAUGUAUUACUUGCACUAUACCACAAGUUUGAAAGGACUUGUGGCCUUAUUUAUCUGGAACAACCUAGUAGUGAGAUUUCUGCUGAACUCAGUUCUGUAUUAGUCCUAAAAAAUUACUGGAUUACUUUUUUGCUGGCAAAAGGUAAAGUGUUGCAAGUGGAAGAUGACCUGGUGAUUUCUUUCCAGUUGUUGCUGUGUGUCUUAGAUUAUUUUAUCAAACUGUCACCUCCUGCUAUGCUCAAGGAACCAUACAAGUCUGCUGUGACUGCAGUGACUGUUAAUGGUUCAGCUCGAACUCCAAGAAGAGGUCAGAACAGGAAUACACGUACUUCAAAGCAAAUUGAUACCGAUACAAAAGUUAUUGAAGUCCUUUGUAAAGAGCAUGAUUGUAAUUUAGAUGAGGUCAAAAAUGUGUAUUUCACAAGCUUUAUUCCUUUCUUGAAUUCUAUUGGUAUUGUAGCUUCAAAUGGACUACCAGAGGUUGAGGUUCUCUCAAAACAGUAUGAUGAGCUCUAUCACAACAACAAAGAUAUAGACGCAAGAUUAUUUCUGGAUCACGAUGAAACCCUACAGCCUGAUGUCAUAGCAUGCUCACAGUUGGAGAGGACACCAAUAAAAAACAAUCCAGAUGAGGAACUUAAUGUUAUACUUCCACAGACUCCCGUUCGAGCUGCAAUGAAUAACAUUCAGCAAUUGAUUAUGAUUUUAAACUCAGCAACUGAUAAACCAUCAGAUACUCUCAUCAGGUAUUUCAAUAAUUGCACAGUGAACCCCAAGGAUAGUAUCCUGAAAAGAGUGGAAAGCCUUGGCCACAUCUUCAAAAUGAAAUUUGCUGAAGCAGUUGGACAGGGAUGUGCUGAAAUUGGCUCACAGAGAUAUAAGCUUGGAGUACGUCUGUAUUACAGAGUAAUGGAGUCUAUGCUGAAGUCGGAGGAAGAGCGCCUCUCAGUGCAGAAUUUCAGCAAACUUCUGAAUGAUAACAUCUUCCACACGUCUCUUCUGGCAUGUGCUCUUGAGGUUGUCAUGGCUACAUAUGGCAGAAGUGCUUCACAAAGUGAUGGUACCAGUGCUGAAACAGACUUGUCUUUCCCAUGGAUUCUCAAUGUAUUUGAUUUAAAAGCUUUUGACUUCUACAAGGUGAUUGAAAGCUUUAUUAAAGCGGAGCCAAGCCUAACAAGGGAAAUGAUAAAGCAUCUAGAACGCUGUGAACAUCGAAUUAUGGAGUCUCUUGCUUGGCAAUCUGGGUCACCUCUGUUCGAUCUUAUCAAGCAGUCAAAAGAACGAGAGGGCCAAACCGACCAGCCUGAGCCCGCUUCCACUCUCAACGUGCCUCUCCAACACAACCACACUGCUGCAGACCUCUAUCUUUCUCCUGUGAGAUCUCCUAAGAAGAAAGCAUCUGGACCUUCUCUAGGUGCUUCUUCCACUCCAGAUGCUCAGCCAGGUGUGACCCCCCAAACACAGAAACCACAGAAAUCUACCUCCCUCUCUCUGUUCUACAAAAAAGUGUAUCUACUGGCCUAUCUUCGACUACAUACCCUGUUUUUUCGGCUUCUCUCUGAACAUCCUGACCUGGAACCCUUGAUCUGGACCCUCUUCCAGCACACGCUGCAAAACGAGUAUGAGCUUAUGAGAGACAGGCACUUGGACCAGAUCAUGAUGUGUUGCAUGUAUGGCAUAUGCAAAGUAAAGAAUGUAGAUCUCAGAUUUAAAAUAAUAGUUUCAGCAUACAAGGAGCUUCCCAACACAAAUCAAGAGACUUUCAAACGUGUUCUUAUCAGGGAAGAACAGUAUGACUCCAUUAUAGUCUUCUACAACUUAGUGUUUAUGCAGAAGCUGAAAACAAACAUUUUGCAGUAUGCCUCCAACAGGCCUCCCACUCUGUCACCUAUCCCACACAUUCCUCGCAGCCCUUACCAGUUUUCCAACUCUCCUCGGCGUGUCCCUGCUGGCAAUAACAUCUACAUCUCGCCCUUGAAGAGCCCAUACAAAUUCUCCGACGGGUUUCAGUCACCCACAAAGAUGACUCCAAGGUCUAGAAUUUUGGUGUCUAUUGGUGAAUCGUUUGGGACUUCUGAAAAGUUUCAAAAAAUAAACCAGAUGGUGUGCAACAGUGACUGCCAGCUAAAACGCAGCGCAGAAGUAAGCACUGCUCCUAAGCCACUGAAGAGGCUGCGCUUUGAUAUAGAAGGGCAAGACGAAGCAGAUGGAAGCAAACACCUACCCCAGGAGUCGAAGUUCCAACAAAAGCUUGCAGAAAUGACAUCUACUCGAACAAGAAUGCAAAAGCAGAAGCUGAAUGAUGGAAAUGAUACCUCAGCCAGUGAAGGAAAGUGAGAUUCUUCUCAGGACCAGGGGCUGCACUGCAGGCCCUCUUAGAUUGUUUUUGUUCAUUAAUUGAGUUGCUUUUUUAGUUGCUUUUUAUUCAGAACUGCUAGUUGAAAACAUUUGGACUUUUUAAAUUUUUAAAUGUUUUUCAUGAUACUUUGCCUUAUGAUGUAGCAUAUAUACAAUGUAAGCCACUGAAUUUAAUUUAUCUAUUUUUUUGAGGAUUUUAAAAACAGACUUGGAAGGUGUCUUGGUUUCCUAUUGCAACGUUACUGAUUUAAGCCAAUUCAGUCUACUUGGACUGAUUUUUUUUUUCUGUCUAAAGACAAAACGUUAGCUAGAAUGAUUUGAAAUGCACUAAUUUUGUUUCUUAGAUUUCAUUUUUAGAUUUUCUUUACUUGCAAAUUUUGAAAAUGAGGGGCCAGAUACUGCAAAGAUUUGUCUCUGUAUAUAAUUAGCGCAUCAAAUUCCCAUUAACUUAAACUGCAGAGCAGUCGUAGACCUUGCAGAGUCAGUACGUGAGAAGUACAAUCUGAAUUCAAAGGGAACUCGUUAUGUAGCCGUACUACUGAAACCAAUACUUAGCGUUGUGUAGUUCUCCUUCCCCAGCUCUCACCCCCCUGCAAUUUCAGAGGGCACUGUCCAUCAGUUGGAAUUUCAUGGAACGUGAAUCCCACAGAGAAUCUUCCCAGAAGCCAGAGCUUCUUCCCAUAUGCAGAGUACUUGAUGUGCACUUUCCUAUCUUGGAAAAACCUCAAUUAUUUAAAAGAAAAAAGAACCCCAAACCUAAAUCCCACCUGGUACACAUAAGAUUUUGAAAUUCUAAUGAUGUAGAAUUUUCUUGAUUUCUUCAAAUUUUCCCCUAACUGUAGCCAAGCCAAACAGCUUAAGAAACAGGCCCCAAACCUGUUUCCUAUGGCUGAAAGCUGAGUCUCUCCAGUUGGGUUCCAGGUAUGAGUGGCCUGGUCUCUAAAAGCACAGGGCGUCUCCC
Molecule: messenger RNA, 3712 nt
Organism: Haliaeetus leucocephalus (bald eagle)
Lineage: Eukaryota; Metazoa; Chordata; Aves; Accipitriformes; Accipitridae
Gene: RB1
Product: retinoblastoma 1
Exons: 25
Coding region: 187-2730 (847 amino acids)
Biological process (GO): regulation of transcription by RNA polymerase II; negative regulation of G1/S transition of mitotic cell cycle; cell morphogenesis involved in neuron differentiation
Cellular component (GO): nucleus; chromatin; Rb-E2F complex
Molecular function (GO): RNA polymerase II transcription regulatory region sequence-specific DNA binding
Source: RefSeq, a predicted model, not a curated record